AUGAAGACUUUUACUUUGCUCUCUGCAGCAACUGUGCUGUCACUCUGCUCUGCUAAUAUUGUGCCCGUGCAUCACCCACGCUUUAUUCCCGAGAGAUGUGCCAAUGAAACUCACCCACCAUAUCCAACAUAUGGACACUCGGAGGCGUCGAGUACUCAAGGACCCACGGGCAUCUCCACUUCAAAUCUUUCCGGCUAUCCCCUCCCGUCUUCUUCCUUUGGAACUGGCAACAGUACCUAUCAUACCUCCAGUGGGAUUGCCUCAUUCUCGACAUUUGGUCCAACUGCUAUCUCCUCAUCCAAGGGGACUGCCCACCCAUCUUACAUUGUGCCUACACUGUCGGCCUCGAAAAAUUCGACCACUCUUCGAUCCACAUUCCAUGUGACCUCUACGCGCAACCAUACCGUGACUGUACCAGCGUUCCCAUCCUCAACGGACGUCGUACCGACAGGUGGCAUUUCCAGUCGUCCCUCCUCCUCGCCGCCGUACCCGACAUUGAACUCAACUCUUUCUACCUUUCGGCCGACGGGCACCGGACCCACAGUCUCAGGGCCGACAGGAGUUUCAACCACAGUAAGCCAACUGAGCAGCGCGUCUAAGUCUUCGGUCUCCAGUUACUUCGUGUCACGCUCGAAUGGCUCUGUAGCAGGUGCCUCAACAUCAUAUUAUACAUCUGGAUCAUCUAUCUUAGUUGGGACUGGCAGCUCCUCAAAGUUGACGGGAACUGGAAACACUGCCUCGUCAACGGGACCCUUGCCGUCGUUCUCGAGCUACUUUUGGCCCAAUUCCACCAGUGCAAUCAGUCCCACUGGAAGCUCCAUCCUUAGCACAGGGGCUACGGGCUCCGUCUCUUCGAGCUCUAUCGACACCACGUGUCUCACUACUGCAGUGUCAUCAGCGACGUCAUCGCCUAACAUCACGUCUUCAAGCAUCACCGCACCGGCAAAUUCUAGUUCCAUACUGACAUCAAGUGGCUAUUCGAUUCCAUUGUCCACGGGGCAUUCUUCAAUUCCACUAACCACAGGACACUCCUCCUUUGCGCCAGGAAGUUCUAGUAACUCAGCAAGCUCACAGCUGUCCAAGCCCACUCCUCUCUUCGCAAACAGUUCCACCUCGAUCUUCGGUAGAACAUCAGGCACUGGGACAGGCUCUUUCAGCUAUUCCACAACCCAUCCGACGACCACUAGUGCCCUCUUUGGGACCGGAUCGACCAUUUCAGAGACGCCAACAUCAAUACCAAGCUGGCCAGUGUACGGAGGUUCAUCGUCGCUGUCCUCUGAAUCAAGUAUCGUGUCCAGCCCAUCGUCUUCCCUUUCCAACGUCUCGACUACCUUUGAAACUUCGAGUUCGAGUAGAUUCAUUCCGUCUUUUUCCUCUACUGUAUUAAGCUGGAGCAGCCUGAGCAGCCGGAAUGUCACAACCACCUCUGGCACGGGACCUAUGGGUAGCUCAUCGUUCACGACGACAAAGGUAUCCUCUUCCUCUACUAGCGGCUACACCAUGCCCGGGUCAACUGCCACUGGGGCUACAGGCUCGACUGCGACGCUGCUGUCGUCUACCUCAGUUUAUUCCAUUUCCGAAUCGACCUAUGCCAUUUCAUCUACGCCAGCUCCUUCGAAUAGCAGUGUCGUAAUUACCGUGACGUCGCAUUCUACCGUUGUCUCAUUCUCAGCCUUCACACCGUCGAGCUCAGGCUAUUCCAUACCAUCACUCAGCAGUGUACCUUCGUCAGCCUUCUCCUCGUCAGUCGUCUCGCAUACUUCGGCCACGGAGGCUACGGGUACGGCGAGCAGCUCUAUCUUCGUCUCAAGCUCGACACCGUCUAGUUCGGGGUAUCCUAUUCCUUCGUCGAGCAGUGAAUCUUCAUCGGCACUCUCGUCAUCAAAGGUGCCAGACACUACGGCCGCCCAGGCCACAGGCUCUACUAGCAGCUCUCUAGUGACUUUCCUUUCUACAGGCUCCUCGUCUUCGAGCUUCGCGAUAUCAAGUUCGGGCUACCCGGUACCUUCGCUGAACAGUAAAGCUUCAUCAACUUCCUCAUCAUCAGAAGCCUCAGUCACCUCAGCUACAGGAGCUACAGGCUCCGCGACUAGCUCUCUGGUCCAUAGUUCGUCCGCCUCAGCGACGCACGUCUCCUCAUCUUCUCUUUCUGUCCACUCCACCGCAUCAUCCGCAACUCCAAGCACAGCUCACGCCUCCAGCACGCCGGGAGGAGGAUACGGACCCCCACCAACGACGUUCGCGACGCAUUUCAGUGCGUCUAGCAUCCACGCUUCCUCGUCUUCACCCUCAGCGCCUCCGCUCCCGACUCACGGGUAUGGCUGGGACGACAAGGAGCAUAAGUGGGCUGCUUGGCCGAAGUUUGCAGGAGCAUGGUAAAGCCUCCCCACCGCACGCACGCUAUCGUGUAGUUUGGUAUACUAUCUCCUUGACUGGACUUUCUUUCCUUCCGGGUUCGCUUCUCGUCUUUCUUUUAUACAAUCUUCGUGGCCUGCUAAGCUUCUUCUGGAUGUUGUGGAGGGGAGGGGCUUGGUGGGUAGUUUAAUAGAUGAGUUAGCUUUUUUUCCUUGAGGG
This is a messenger RNA of Mytilinidion resinicola, 2574 nucleotides long. RefSeq lists its product as uncharacterized. The record is from RefSeq and is a predicted model, not a curated record. Bases 1 to 2379 code for a protein of 792 amino acids. The transcript has 3 exons. NCBI's taxonomy places the organism in Eukaryota, Fungi, Ascomycota, Dothideomycetes, Mytilinidiales, Mytilinidiaceae.